Molecule: messenger RNA, 756 nt
Organism: Lactuca saligna
Lineage: Eukaryota; Viridiplantae; Streptophyta; Magnoliopsida; Asterales; Asteraceae
Source: the annotation of a GenBank genome assembly
AUGUCAUCGGCUUCUCUUACUUACGCAUCUACACUCGGUGGUUCUUUGUCUAGAAGCACCACUCCCGAACCUCAAAUCGUGGCUACGCUCCAUCAUCACCACAUGUUGCUCAGUUCUGGAUUUGUAAGGGCUUGUUUCAUUGAUUCAUUGCCUCGCUACCACAAAUACAAGCUCUUCAGAUACUCUGGUCAAAGACAUAACUGUCUCCCCUCCCAUCGCUGCGGUCGGUCUUCCUUCUCCUUGCUGCCGUCACCACUGCUUCCUCCACCCUCGUCGGCGUUAGACCUUCUUUCUCCUUGCCAACGUCCUUUUCUUCCUUCCCAUCGCCGGCAUCCUGAACUCGUUUGGCCUGGACUAUUUGGGCACAAAGUUUCUAGGGUUCUUGGUGGUGGUCUGGUACCUGGUUCUUUGAUUUUGAUUAGUGGUGAUCCAUGUGUCGGGAAGAGGACGCUAAUGUUACCGAUCGCAACCAUUAUAGCAGAAGGGAGAGAAAUCGGUAAACCAGCUCCUGUGCUUUAUGUCUCUGGAGAAGAGAGUGUUGAGCAAAUUGGAAACAGAGCAGAUCGUAUGGAAAUCGACAUAGAAGAAUUGUUCUUGUAUUCAAGUACAGACAUUGAGCUAACGGGAGUAACUGGAAGUGCUGGAGGUAUCUACCAGGUUAAAGAAUGUACAACAGCCUUGUUGCGUUUUGCUAAGAAUACAAAUACACCUGGUUAUAGCCAUAUGAUGACGUUGCAUUUCCAGAACUUGUAUUAA